CAUGCCCGGAUAUGACGUGCUGUUGCUUAUUCUGACGUAGCCACUACUUAGCGUCAGAGGCGACGAGUCUUAUCAAUACGUUGCAGUUGCUAUCUUUUGUUUUCCUGUUUUAGAAGGAAUCUGGAAAUCGGCACUAUAUUCAUCCAUUUAUACAUUCAAGAAAAAGCGUCGGGAAAUUAACUUUACAGACUCGCCAGCGUGUUUAGCUCGUUUCUUGGCUACGAGGCUAAUUGUAGUUAGCUAUAAUUAUGGCUCGGUAGCUUUAUGCGUCUCGAUGAGAGAACAAAUCCCCUUCGUGUGUAAGUAAAAGACAAAACUGUCGCGUCAGCUCGGUUUAGGAAGAUGAACUUAUCUGGUUAUAAACUUAGAAAGUGGUAAAGAGCUGUGUAUUUAUUAGCUAGUAAGCUAGCAGCAGCUACAUCGAAAUUUUACAACCAGUUGCUAACAAACUCGCCAGCUGGCAACAUGGAUUUCGACAGCGUGCUCUCCAUCGCCUCCCAGAAACAAGGCCUGAGCAGCUUACCGAAGAGGUACAGCUUGAAACCUGGCCCUCCAAAAAAAGACCCAAAGGUGAAAGGUGUGAAUUCUGCUGCAGUACAAGCAUUUUUAAAGAAGCAGGAGAAAGAUCAGAAAAAGAAAGCUCUGGAACAUAAGAAGCAGAAGGAAGUACUCAUGGCUAAGAGAGUAGAAUUAAAAUCGGACCGAAAGGCACGUGCCAUGGCGUCGCGCACCAAGGACAAUUACCACGGGUACAAUGGCGUACCUAUUGUAGAUAAGCCCAAGAAAAGGCAGAGUAAGUCUGACAUGUUUGAAAACGAAUCAGGCAGAGAUGAUGAUUACUACGAUGAGGACAAUUGUGAAUAUGCCAGCACUGCCUCUGAAUCUGAACCAGAAUCCAUGCCUGCAUUAAGGCCCCAGGAACGCAGUAAUGGGUCAACCAGAACGAGCAACAUUCAGAAAAAAACGAACUUACCACCCAAGGCUACUCCACCACUCAUGAAUUUUGCAGACCUCUUAAAGCUUGCUGAGAAAAAACAGUUUGAACCUGUCGAGUUGAAACCAACAAAGAAAAAUGAAGAGAGGCUUCGCACAGCAGAGGAAAUUAGGGAGUUAGAACUUGAGCGCAAAGCAAAGAAACAAGAUAAAGGGAGAGACAUUAAGCCAGAUAAAAUUUCAGGGCACAAAGAUAGUAAAUCCAGCAUGAUUUCUCACAAGAAAAAUAUGGUUGACCGCGAAGGAAUAUCACACAGAUCAUCAAGUGAGAAAUCAUCCAGUGGACUUAGCAAAAUGCCAAAGCUGCACACACACACUGAGCGAUCGCACAGUUCUGCCAAAUCAUCUCAUGGAUCCAAACCCAGCUCUAGCUCCUCAGGUGCCUUAAGUGGUAAAGCUGCCACGAAGGGAACUUCAGCGUCAGUCAAGCAAACAGGGCCCAGGCCCCAGUCUGGUGAAAAGCCAACAACCUCAAGUGACCUUAACUCUAAGAAAGGCUAUCCAGGACAACCGCUAGUAAAAACGAAUAGUUCUGGGAGCCGAGCAGAUGCUGCUUCAAACUUGUCUAGACCAUCAGGUCCUGGGCAAGGGGUCAAAGGAUCUGGGCACACCAGACCUAUUCAGGGUAUGAUGAAUUAUAAAGGACCUCCUCAAAAGCCAGGAAAGAUGGAGGUGCCACGAACUGGAGGCAAUCCUCCUCCUCGACCAGGUAUCAACAGACCUAUGAAAUCUGCACCUGCUGGCCCUUCAAAACAACCAGAAACCUCUCAUCAGCCAAGACCUGGCAGCAGCGUGCAGGGCCGUCCUGUUCCCGGAGGGGCAAAACCCUCUGUAAACGGACAAAGCAGAUCUUGUCGACCGUUAAAUUCUAUGGGACCAGGACCUGGAAGACCUCCAUGUACUGUUGUGGCAGAGACUAUUUCAUCUAAGAACUUCACACCUAAACAAGGAACGGCUGCCAUGCCUCCAGUUCCUCAGGGGACCCGAACAAUCAUAGCACCAACAGGUCAUAGAGUUUUGGUUAGAUCAGCUGGACCAACGUUACCACCCAUAACAUCCAGCUACAAACGCAAGUAUGAGGAUGAAGAGGAGUACGACUCCGAGAUGGACGACUUCAUUGAUGAUGAAGGAGGAGACCAGGAUGAAAUUUCAAAACAUAUUCGGGAAAUCUUUGGCUAUGAUCGGAAAAAAUACAAAGAUGAGAGCGACUAUGCAUUGAAGUUUAUGGAGAGCAGUUGGAAAGAACAACAGAAAGAAGAAGCGCGGAGUCUCCGAAUGGCUGUGCUCGAGGAUCAGGAGGAAGAGCGCCGCGAGUUGGAAGAAAUGAAAAGCAAAGGGGGGAAGAGGAAAAAAAUAUCGUGAAUUAUUAAGGGACAGAUAAACGUAAUGAACCCUUUGCUCAUCUGGAUGAAUCUACUGUGUACCUUAAUGCGUCUUUGUUUUGUCUUUGCUUCAGUUUGCGCUUGGGAAUUAAAGAAGAUGAAGAAGAAAUACGUAUGGAGGAGGAGGAGAUGAAAAGAAAGCAAGCAAUGAAAGCAAAGCGCAAAAAGACUUGAUGUUGAAGUUUCUUUGUUUGAUUGACUUGCGUGGAGUAAAGUCAGUUACAUGGAUCAGGCUCAACACUUCCCUGUGCCAUUCUUCAACUAAUAACACAUUAUUUAUUUCAAAUUACCAAAAUAGGGGAUCAGUUUUGCACUACCGAAAGCCCAACUUUAAUAGCUGAGCUUUAGAGAAAGUAAUAUAUGAUGUAUCACUAAUGCCAUUUUUUUUUUAUAUAUAAAUCUCAUGAAAUUACAAUUAUGUAAGUGCAGAAUCAACAUAUGUUUGGUAUUUGUUCAGGAUUUCAAGAUUGUGAGUCUUAUUUUAUUAACAGUAUUUAAUGAUGAAAGAAUACAUUCUGGAAUAUUUUGCAAUGUAUUUUUCUUGUUAAAGCAAUUUGACAGAUCAA
Molecule: messenger RNA, 2941 nt
Organism: Tachysurus fulvidraco (yellow catfish)
Lineage: Eukaryota; Metazoa; Chordata; Actinopteri; Siluriformes; Bagridae
Gene: spty2d1
Product: SPT2 chromatin protein domain containing 1
Exons: 6
Coding region: 466-2355 (629 amino acids)
Biological process (GO): nucleosome assembly; regulation of DNA-templated transcription
Cellular component (GO): nucleolus
Molecular function (GO): histone binding; DNA binding
Source: RefSeq, a predicted model, not a curated record